Messenger RNA from Zygosaccharomyces rouxii, 1149 nucleotides. RefSeq names its product exopolyphosphatase (gene PPX1). NCBI's taxonomy places the organism in Eukaryota, Fungi, Ascomycota, Saccharomycetes, Saccharomycetales, Saccharomycetaceae. The record is from RefSeq and is a predicted model, not a curated record. Gene Ontology annotation, cellular component: cytoplasm. The transcript has a single exon. Gene Ontology annotation, molecular function: exopolyphosphatase activity. Bases 1 to 1149 code for a protein of 382 amino acids.
AUGACCACUACUAUCAAAUCAUUCUUACAAUUUCUCAAGAAUGACCAUUUAUGCAAUUUGACUCCAUCAUCAGCAUUGAGAGUUGUAUUUGGAAAUGAAGCUGCUGAUUUUGAUUCCGUGGUAUCUACCUUGACGUAUGCCUUUUGUAGUUACCAGAAGGAUCCAGCAAAUCCAUUAGUGCCCAUCAUCAACAUUCCUAGAGCUGAAUUACCCUUGAGAAGAGACGUAAUGAGGUCUUUGAACAGAUUAAACGUCACAGAAGAUUUAUUAUUCUUCAACGAGGAGUUCAAGCGUUACAAGACUCUCUGUGGAUCUGUUAAUGCAAUUUUGGUGGACCAUAAUGAGGUGGAAAUGAAUUCUAGGGCCUUGGUUAACAUUGUAACGGGUAUAAUAGAUCAUCACAAAGACCAAAAAUUGCACUUAGAGGCACAUCCAAGAAUAGUUCAAACUACUGGUAGUUGUUCAUCUCUAGUAUUUAAUUAUUGGCGUGAUAUCAUACUUAAAUCUGAAUCUGAAGGUUUCAAGGAAGUAGCUUUAUUAUCUCUGGGAGCUGCCCUAUUGGAUACAUCCAAUUUCCGGUAUAAAGUGGAAGCACCAGACUUAGAGGCUCUCAAAUACUAUGAGAGCAUAUUAUCAGAUAUUGAUAGAGAGGAAUAUUAUAAACAGUUGAAGAGUGAUAAAGAUGACUUAGAAGGAAUGCACAUUAAGGAUAUUUUCAAAAAAGAUUAUAAAGAAUUCACAUUUGAACAAGAUCCUCAUAAGAUCAAAGUGGGAAUUGCAUCUGUAGGUAAACCAUUGGAAUGGCUUAAUAAACAAUGUGGCACCGUCGAUGUAUUCAAUUCAGAAUGCAUUGAAGCUCAAAAGGAGCGUAACCUAGACAUUUUCGUCGUAAUGACCGCUUGGCAAGAUGGCAGUGAAUUCAAACGUGAAAUCUUGGUUAUUUCACCCGUUAAAGAUCAUUCUGAAAGGAUCAUGAACAAAAUAUCAUCAGAGUUGAAAUUGGAAAGUACUGACCAAAUAAACACAGCAAGUUUGGAUCAUCAUUCCUACUACUUUAAUGCAUUUAACCAAUUGAAUGUUUUGGCCAGCAGAAAACAAGUUGUUCCACUGCUUGGUGAUGCAUUUCACUCUACUGCUGCUGAUAAAUAA